AUGGAUCCUAAUCAUUUUCAUUAUCAACAAGCUUUUUUCAAUUACAUGCAAAAUUAUCAAAAUCCUAAUCCUCAAAAUUCUCAAAUUCCACCGGUGCCAACAAACCCCGCCAUAUUUCUUCCGUCACCAAACAAUCCAAAUAUGUAUCCUAUAUCUCAAAUGAAUUCUAAUAGUAUGGAAUUCUCUACUCAAGUUCCACCAUUUUUUACUCAAGUCCCACCAUUUUCUACUCAUGUUGGUACUGAAAAAGAAGAAAGGGUUGUCGUUAAGAAAAGAUCUCGAGAGCAAUUUACAAGGGAAGAGGAUAUACUACUUAUCCAAUCAUGGCUCAAUGUUUCAAAGGAUCCAAUUGUGGGAGUUGAUCAAAAGGCUGAGAGAUUUUGGUUAAGAAUUGCUGCUAGUUAUAACCAAUAUCGUGGGCAAUUGCGGGAAAAGUUAGGGGGACAGUUAAAAUGUCGAUGGCAUAGAAUAAAUGGCAUGGUUCAAAAAUUUGUUGGGUGUUACAAAAUUGCUCUUAAAGGAAAGAAAAGUGGGACAUCCGAGACCGAUGUCAUGGCAGAUGCACAUGCUAUUUUUGCUCAGGAUCAAGGUACAACAUUCAAUCUUGAGUAUGCAUGGAGAUUGUUAAAAGAUGAAGCUAAAUGGCGCAUCGUCGAAGAAUCGAUUGGAAGUUCUGCAAAAAUAACAAAGACUUAUGCUAGUGGGGCAUCAUCGGAGAACCCAGAUACAACUUCAAGUUAUGAGUUUAACUCAUCAUCACCAAUGGAGCGUCCAAUGGGACAAAAAGCAGCAAAAAGGAAGGGUAAGGCAUCAGAAAUUCCAAAUGCAACGCAAGAUGCAAAGAAUAAAAGAGCAAUAACAAUGGACAGACUUACGCAAGCUAAGGAGGACGAGCUAGAAUUAAGGGUAGUGCAAAUGAUGAUGAAAGACACUUCUACUAUGAACGAUAGUCAACGAGAUAUUCAUGAAAAAUAUUGUAAUAAGAUGAAAAAAAAAUGGAAUGUAGUUAGUAUCACUUAUGUAAAAUGGUCAUUAGUAUCAUUUUAA
Molecule: messenger RNA, 1047 nt
Organism: Lathyrus oleraceus (garden pea)
Lineage: Eukaryota; Viridiplantae; Streptophyta; Magnoliopsida; Fabales; Fabaceae
Product: glutathione S-transferase T3
Exons: 1
Coding region: 1-1047 (348 amino acids)
Source: RefSeq, a predicted model, not a curated record